AUGGCGAGUCUCAAAGAGAUCGGGCUUGCCGCAGCUAUUAAUCUUCUAUCGGCAUUUGCAUUUCUUGUGGCAUUUGCAUUUCUACGACUUCAACCGAUAAAUGAUAGAGUUUACUUCCCUAAAUGGUAUCGCAAGGGGGUUAGAGCUAGUCCAACACAUUCCGGAACAUUUGUGAACAAAUUUGUUAACUUAGAUUUAAGAACCUAUAUAAGGUUCUUAAAUUGGAUGCCUCAAGCACUCAAAAUGCCUGAAAGUGAACUUAUUGAUCACGCCGGACUAGAUUCUGUUGUACAAAUCAGGAUUUACCUACUUGGCAUUAAAAUCUUUGUCCCCCUAGCUGUACUUUCUUUUCUGGUUUUAGUGCCAGUCAAUUGGACAGGAAAGACAUUAAAGCACAGCGAACACUUAACAUUUGAUGAUGUUGACAAGCUCUCGAUAUCCAAUGUUGCAUCUGGAUCAAACAGGCUAUAUGCACAUAUAGCUAUGUCCUAUGUCUUCACAUUUUGGACAUGCUAUGUGCUUCACGAGGAGUAUAAGAUAAUAUCAGAUAUGAGGUUGAGAUUUCUGGAAUCUGAAAAUCGUCGCCCUGAUCAAUUCACUGUUCUUGUGAGAAACAUUCCUCCUGAUCUGGAUGAAUCUGUUACUGAGCAUGUCCAACAUUUCUUCUGCGUAAAUCAUCCUGAUCAUUAUCUUACUCAUCAGAUUGUCUACAAUGCAAAUAAGCUUGCUGCAUUGGUGGCACAGAAGAAGACUUUGCAAAAUUGGUUAACCUACUACAAAAAUAAAUAUGAGAGAACUGCAAAGAAGCCAAACACAAAGACAGGUUUCUGGGGUCUUUGGGGAACUCAAGUGGAUGCAAUUGAACAUUAUACUGCAAUGAUUGAGAAGUUGACUCAAGAAGUAAGUUUUGAAAGGGAGAGGAUAAUGAAUGACCCUAAUUGUAUAACUCCGGCAGCAUUUGUUUCAUUCAAAACUCGAUGGGGAGCUGCAGUCUGUGCUCAGACUCAGCAAUCAAGCAACCCUACAAUUUGGUUAACAGAGUGGGCUCCCGAGCCACGGGACGUUUAUUGGGAAAAUCUUUCAGUACCAUAUGUUCAUUUGACUAUCCGAAAAUUUCUCAUGGCUGUUGCUAUGUUUUUCCUAACUUUCUUUUUCAUGAUUCCCAUUGCAUUUGUUCAAUCCCUUGCCAACAUUGAACAGAUAAAAAAGGUUUUUCCUUUCUUGGAGCCUCUUAUAGAAAUUGAUUUUGUGAAGUCAAUAAUUCAAGGAUUUCUUCCAGGGAUUGCUCUGAAGAUAUUUCUUAUUGUACUUCCAUAUAUUCUCAUGGCCAUGUCCCAGAUUGAAGGAUUUAGAUCACUUUCAUCACUGGAGAGGAGAUCGGCCCAUAAAUAUUAUAUGUUCAUUCUUGUCAAUGUUUUUCUUGGAAGCAUUAUUGCAGGAACAGCGUUUCAGCAGCUUGACGUUUUUCUUAACCGGUCCCCAGCGGAGAUUCCAAAAACUAUUGGUGUGUCCAUUCCGAUGAAAGCAACUUUCUUCAUUACCUAUAUAAUGGUUGAUGGUUGGGCUGGAAUUGCUGCUGAGAUCCUCAGAUUGGUACCAUUAGUUAUAUUCCACUUGAGGAACUUUUUUUUGGUUAAGACAGCCCAAGACAGGGAUGAGGCAAUGGAUCCUGGAUACUUUAGACUUGCUUUAUGUGAACCUCGGGUCCAGUUCUAUUUCUUGCUGGGACUUGUAUAUGCUGUCAUCGCACCCAUACUUAUUCCGUUCAUCAUUGUGUUCUUUGUUUUUUCAUACCUGGUAUUUCGUCAUCAGGUUAUCAACGUGUAUGUCCAACUAUAUGAGAGUGGAGCUGCAUUCUGGCCUGAUGUGCAUAGGCGUCUGAUUGUCAAUUUGAUAAUAUCUCAACUGCUUCUCAUGGGUUUGCUAAGCACAAAGAUAGCUGAGAGAGCAAAUUCUGUGCUCAUUCCCCUUCCAGUUUUGACUUUCUGGUUCCACAAAUAUUGCAAGGGCCGUUUUGAAUCUGCGUUUGUGAUGUUUCCAUUAGAGGAUGCAAUGGUGAAGGAUACACUUGAACGGGCUAGAGAACCGACUCUAAAUAUAAAGGCUUAUCUUCGAGAUGCAUAUGUGCAUCCUGUUUUCAAGGGUGGUGACACUGAGAUGCAGCCGCUUAAUGAGGAUGAGCAAGACGACCCACUUGUUGCUACAAGAAGGAAUAUAAGUAGUAAAGCUUCUCCCGAGCCUAGUUAUUUAUCUGGUCACUGAAACAUAAAUACAUACACAUAUAUA
Molecule: messenger RNA, 2286 nt
Organism: Mangifera indica (mango)
Lineage: Eukaryota; Viridiplantae; Streptophyta; Magnoliopsida; Sapindales; Anacardiaceae
Product: CSC1-like protein At4g02900
Exons: 11
Coding region: 1-2262 (753 amino acids)
Cellular component (GO): plasma membrane
Molecular function (GO): calcium-activated cation channel activity
Source: RefSeq, a predicted model, not a curated record